GAUCUUCAGACACAACAACAAUGGGGUUUUGAGAAUUUCCGGAAGACGCAAUAAAACGUGUUUCUUGUGAAAAGGUUUUAUUUUUCCCAUUUUGAUUAUUUGUUUCCUAUUAUUCAUAAUAAUGGGAAAAGGCGCGAUCAAAGAAGAAGAGAGGCAAGGGAAGAGAAAAACAUGGCGAUGGCCUUUGGCGGCUUUGGUUGUUGUGUUAUUGGCAGUUGCUGUUAGCUCUAGGACUGCUUCUAAUGUUGGUUUUUUCUUCACCGAUCGGAAUUCUUGCAGCUGUUCACUUCAGGAAACUGGUAAAUACAAAGGCAUAGUUGAGGACUGUUGCUGUGAUUACGAAACAGUGGACAAUCUCAAUAGUGAGGUUUUGAAUCCUUUGCUUCAAGAUCUCGUCUCAACCCCAUUUUUCCGGUACUUUAAGGUUAAACUGUGGUGUGACUGCCCGUUCUGGCCAGACGAUGGAAUGUGUCGUUUGCGUGAUUGCAGUGUCUGUGAAUGUCCAGAGAAUGAAUUCCCUGAACCAUUUAAAAGGCCAUAUAAUAUUGCGGGUCUUCCUUCUGAUAAUCUGAUUUGUCAAGAGGGAAAACCGCAAGCUGCUGUUGACCGUACCAUAGAUAACAGAGCGUUCAGAGGUUGGGUCGAAACCCAUAAUCCAUGGACGCAUGACGAUGACACAGAUAGUGGUGAGAUGACUUAUGUCAAUCUUCAACUAAACCCUGAGAGGUUUACUGGUUAUACUGGACCUUCUGCUAGAAGGAUUUGGGACUCCAUAUAUUCGGAGAACUGCCCAAAGUAUUCUUCUGGGGAGACAUGUCCAGAGAAAAAGGUUUUGUACAAACUUAUAUCCGGUCUUCAUUCUUCAAUCUCGAUGCACAUAGCUGGUGACUAUCUUCUUGAUGAGUCACGCAACCAGUGGGGACAGAAUAUCGAGCUGAUGUAUGAUCGUAUUUUGAGACAUCCGGAUCGUGUCAGAAAUAUGUACUUCACUUAUCUCUUCGUGCUACGUGCUGUAACUAAAGCAAAAGCAUACUUGGAGCAGGCAGAGUAUGACACAGGAAACCAUGCUGAAGAUCUGAAAACACAGUCCUUGAUUAAACAGUUAUUGUAUAGUCCAAAACUUCAAACAGCAUGUCCUGUUCCGUUUGAUGAAGCUAAGCUGUGGCAAGGUCAGAGUGGACCGGAAUUGAAACAGCAGAUCCAGAAACAAUUCAGAAAUAUAAGUGCACUGAUGGAUUGCGUAGGUUGUGAAAAAUGCCGCCUUUGGGGGAAACUUCAGGUUCAGGGUCUCGGGACAGCAUUGAAGAUUCUCUUCUCUGUUGGGAAUCAAGACAAGGGUGACCAAACACUGCAACUGCAACGGAAUGAGGUGAUUGCACUUGUGAAUUUGCUCAACCGUCUCUCUGAGUCGGUUAAAAUGGUCCAUGACAUGGGACCCGACGUAGAGAGGCUAAUGGAGGAUCAGAUAGCUAAGGCAUCAGCUAAACCUGGCAGAUUGAGAAGAAUAUGGGAUUUAGCUGCUUCUUUCUGGUGAAUUACUCCCAUUUCUCCUCAGUAACACAACGGAACUAUCCAGCUUUGAGGCAUUCAUGCUCAGUAAAUGUAAGCCUAGGAUGGAUAGUCAUCGUUGUAACAAAUUAAGUAAAAAAUCAUUAUAGAAACCCAUACAAAAGAUUUUGGUUAACAGAUGAAAAAAGAAUAGAGAUUCUGGAGAUAACAAAAUUUAUUAUA
Eutrema salsugineum is the source of this 1731-nucleotide messenger RNA. RefSeq names its product endoplasmic reticulum oxidoreductin-1. The record is from RefSeq and is a predicted model, not a curated record. Lineage: Eukaryota; Viridiplantae; Streptophyta; Magnoliopsida; Brassicales; Brassicaceae. The coding region runs from base 122 to 1534 and encodes 470 amino acids. Gene Ontology annotation, molecular function: thiol oxidase activity; FAD binding; protein-disulfide reductase activity. The transcript has 9 exons. Gene Ontology annotation, cellular component: endoplasmic reticulum membrane; endoplasmic reticulum. Gene Ontology annotation, biological process: protein folding in endoplasmic reticulum.